UGUGCAUCCCGGCCGGGGCCUCCGCCGCCCAACAUGGGCCGCGGGUUCCAAAGUUUGCGAAGUUGGGCGCGGAGGGGCCGGGGCGCGCGGAGCGUCCUGGGGGUUCCGGCGCCGGACUCGCGGGGCGCACAGGUCGCCUGAGCGGCCUCCACGGCCCCGAGGGUUGCGUGUGUGGCCGGGGGGCUCCGGGGAGCGGGCGGGGGCGUCGGAGCUUCUGCUGAGUUGGCGGGUUUGGCCAUGGCCGCUUCCCGGCCCGCGCGGGAGCCCGCGCUCUCGCUCGUCGGGCUGUUGCUGCUGCUGCUGGGGGGCCCGGGCCGGGGGUCGGCCUUGAGCGGGAACGCGACCGGCCCCGGACCCCGAAGCGCGGGCGGGAGCGCGAGAAGGAGCGCGGCGGUGACCGGCCCUCCGUCGCUGCUGAACCACUGCGGCCGGGCCGCCCCCUGCGAGCCGCUGCGCUACAACGUGUGCCUGGGCUCGGCGCUGCCCUACGCGGCUACCUCCACGCUCCUGGCCGGGGACUCGGACUCGCAGGAGGAAGCUCACGGCAAGCUGGUGCUCUGGUCGGGCCUCCGGAACGCCCCCCGCUGCUGGGCAGUAAUCCAGCCCCUACUGUGUGCCGUGUACAUGCCCAAGUGUGCAAACGACCGGGUGGAGCUGCCCAGCCGCACUCUCUGCCAGGCGACUCGCGGCCCCUGUGCCAUCGUGGAACGGGAACGCGGCUGGCCCGACUUCCUGCGUUGCACCCCCGACCACUUUCCUGAGGGCUGCCCGAAUGAGGUGCAGAACAUCAAGUUCAACAGUUCAGGCCAGUGUGAGACUCCCCUGGUUCGGACUGACAACCCCAAGAGCUGGUACGAGGAUGUGGAGGGCUGCGGGAUCCAGUGCCAGAACCCGCUCUUCACCGAGGCCGAGCACCAGGACAUGCACAGCUACAUCGCCGCCUUUGGUGCCGUCACCGGCCUCUGCACGCUCUUCACCCUGGCCACGUUCGUUGCUGACUGGCGGAAUUCGAAUCGCUACCCUGCUGUUAUUCUCUUCUACGUCAAUGCGUGUUUCUUUGUGGGCAGCAUCGGCUGGCUGGCCCAGUUCAUGGAUGGCGCCCGCCGGGAAAUUGUCUGCCGUGCAGAUGGCACCAUGAGGCUUGGGGAGCCCACCUCCAACGAAACCCUGUCUUGCGUCAUCAUCUUUGUCAUUGUGUACUAUGCCCUGAUGGCUGGCGUGGUCUGGUUUGUGGUCCUUACCUAUGCCUGGCACACCUCCUUCAAAGCCCUGGGCACCACCUACCAGCCUCUCUCAGGCAAGACCUCCUACUUCCAUCUGCUCACGUGGUCCCUGCCCUUUGUGCUUACCGUGGCAAUUCUCGCCGUGGCCCAGGUGGAUGGGGACUCCGUGAGCGGCAUCUGUUUUGUGGGGUACAAGAACUACCGCUACCGUGCUGGCUUCGUGCUGGCCCCAAUUGGCUUGGUGCUCAUCGUGGGAGGCUACUUCCUUAUCCGAGGAGUCAUGACUUUGUUCUCCAUCAAGAGCAACCACCCUGGGCUGCUGAGCGAGAAGGCUGCCAGCAAGAUCAACGAGACCAUGCUGCGCCUGGGCAUUUUUGGCUUCCUGGCCUUUGGCUUUGUGCUCAUUACCUUCAGCUGCCACUUCUAUGACUUCUUCAACCAGGCUGAGUGGGAGCGCAGUUUCCGGGAGUACGUGCUGUGCCAGGCCAAUGUGACCAUUGGGCUGCCCACCAAGAAGCCCAUCCCUGACUGUGAGAUCAAGAAUCGCCCCAGCCUCCUGGUGGAGAAGAUCAACCUGUUUGCCAUGUUUGGCACUGGCAUUGCCAUGAGCACCUGGGUCUGGACCAAGGCUACUCUGCUCAUCUGGAGACGCACCUGGUGCAGGUUGACUGGGCAGAGUGAUGACGAGCCCAAACGGAUCAAGAAGAGCAAGAUGAUCGCCAAGGCCUUCUCCAAGCGGCGGGAGCUGCUACAGAACCCAGGCCAAGAGCUCUCCUUCAGCAUGCACACUGUCUCCCACGAUGGACCUGUGGCAGGUUUGGCUUUUGACCUCAACGAGCCCUCAGCUGAUGUCUCCUCUGCCUGGGCCCAGCAUGUCACCAAGAUGGUGGCCCGGAGAGGAGCCAUACUACCCCAGGAUGUGUCUGUCACCCCUGUGGCAACACCAGUGCCACCGGAGGAGCACGCCAACCUGUGGCUGGUUGAGGCAGAGAUCUCCCCGGAGCUGGAGAAGUGCCUGGGGCGGAAGAAGAAGCGGAGGAAGAGGAAGAAGGAGGUGUGCCCACUGGUGCCACCCCCUGAGCUUCCCCACCCUGCCCCCGCCCCCACCAGCAGUGCCAUUCCUCGACUGCCUCAGCUGCCCCGGCAGAAAUGCCUGGUGGCCGCAGGAGCCUGGGGAGCUGGCGAACCCUGCCGGCAGCGAGCCUGGACCCUGGUCUCCAACCCCUUCUGCCCCGAGCCCAGUCCCCUUCAGGAUUCUUUUCUGCCCAGUGCCCCGGCCUGCACGGCUUGGGCUCAGGGCCGACGGCAGGGUCUGGGGCCCAUUCACUCCCGGACCAACCUGAUGGAGGCGGAGCUCAUGGAUGCAGACUCAGACUUCUGAGCCUGGAGAGCAGGGCCUGGGACAGGAAAGAAAGGAACAAACACCAUUCUCAGGCUCGUCUUCCUCCCUGAGGCUCGACUUUCCCAGGAUCUCACCUUCUAGAGAACCUGAGAGCCCAGCACCCUCCCAGAAGAGUUCUGUAUGUCUGGUUCAAGGCAGCAGAGCCGUGGGAAAGAGCCCUGAUUAGCUGCAUCUCUAAGGGUAGGACUCACCCUAGGGGCAAGGCCCUGGAACACAGCUUCCUCCUUUCUGCCCUAACAGCUGGAGUUUGGCUGACAGAAUCUGUCUCCAACAGGAUCAUGGAAUAUGCAGAGCUUGCAUUGGGGCGUAAUGGCAGAGGCAGGGGUGACGGUAUCCAGAGUGGGCUGUGGUAGCCAGGGAGACGGUCUAGCCAGUGUCUGGCAGGUGAAGGCUGGCUGCCCUUUUCUGUGCCAACUGGUGCCCUUUCCCAGUGCUCUCGGACCAAAAGUCAGUUUAUUAUGCCAUUAGUCCUUUGAAUGGGAACAGUGCUCCCUUCUUCCUCCUUCAGGUAGCUUGGGGGCUGGGAGGUGCCUAUUCCCUCUCCUGGGAAUUGCUCAGCUGGCCCUACCCAAGGCCAGUAACCCAUCCUCUGUUCUCCUGUACUUUCCUUCCCCUUUCCCAUUUCAAUUCCAGCAGGCCAACCUGCUCCUGUUUCCUGUUUGUUGAAUGGGACCCAAAACUGCAGGAUAACCCAUCCCAACCAUACCCACCCCUUUGCUGCCAGGUUCCAACUCCAGGUGAGAGACUAGUUCACCCAUAGAGCCUCGGGCCUGGUGUGAUAUAGAAGCAGUGACCAGGAGUCUCUGGGUCUCCGAGAGACACGUUAUCUCUUCCUCAUAUCCACCAGAGGGUGUGGAUCCUCUGAUUUGAGGGGCUCCUCUGGGAAGCUGCUGUAGCUUCAGCCAGGCAGGAAAGUUUCCUUCAACUUCCACAAUCUAUAGGUGAGGAGAUUCCCACAUCCUAUAACUCCCAACCGUGUCCCCAAGGCCCCAGUUUCAAGAACCAGGCAGCAGGAAGCCUUAGAAGCUGGCUGGGUUCCAGAUCAGGGGAUGGACGGGACGGUGGCGGGGGUGAGGGGAAAGAAAUAUAAACAGUAAAU
Molecule: messenger RNA, 3724 nt
Organism: Choloepus didactylus (southern two-toed sloth)
Lineage: Eukaryota; Metazoa; Chordata; Mammalia; Pilosa; Megalonychidae
Gene: SMO
Product: smoothened, frizzled class receptor
Exons: 12
Coding region: 238-2604 (788 amino acids)
Biological process (GO): smoothened signaling pathway; central nervous system development; commissural neuron axon guidance
Cellular component (GO): cilium; dendrite; plasma membrane
Molecular function (GO): patched binding; transmembrane signaling receptor activity
Source: RefSeq, a predicted model, not a curated record